AUGACUGCUGAACUACAACAACCAAAAGGAAAUCACCGAUAUCAAGAACCAUCACAAGCACGAAUGUUGAAGAUACCAUACAAUUCCACCUUAUCAAGCGGAAUAAGAUCGUUUUCCGUCUUGUCCGGAUUGAGAGCUACCACAAUUGAACCAAGCAACACCAACCACCCUAAAUCACAAUCGCAUCUCAAGAAUGACGAACCCACCGUAAAGCACGCCAAUUUAUCAAAUGCACAGAAAGCAUAUCUGGAUAGAGCCAUCCGUGUGGACCAAGCGGGUGAAUUGGGUGCCAAUUACAUAUAUGCUGGACAAAUGUUUGUCCUAUUGAGGAAACACCCUCAUUUGAAACCUAUAUUGACACAUAUGUGGGAACAAGAAGUUCAUCAUCAUAAUACUUUCAACGCACUUCAAUUGAAGAAUAGAGUGAGACCUUCUUUGUUGACGCCAUUUUGGAAAGUGGGUGCAAUUGCCAUGGGGGUGACUACCGCUGCGAUUUCUCCAGAGGCUGCUAUGGCUUGUACUGAGGCUGUAGAAACUGUCAUUGGAGGUCAUUAUAAUGAGCAGUUGCGUGUUCUUACUAAUCAAUUUGAAUUGGAUAAAACUGAUGGUACUAGAGGUGUUCCAAAGGAAGUUAGAAAAUUGAUAAAUACCAUUAAGGAAUUUAGAGAUCAGGAAUUGGAACAUUUAGAUACUGCAAUUAAGAAUGAUUCCAAAGAGGCUGUACCUUAUAAGAUCAUUACCGAGGGAAUUAAAGGAAUCUGUAGAAUAGCAGUGUGGAGCGCUGAAAGAAUCUGA
Messenger RNA from Naumovozyma castellii, 795 nucleotides. RefSeq names its product putative monooxygenase CAT5 (gene CAT5). The transcript has a single exon. Bases 1 to 795 code for a protein of 264 amino acids. Lineage: Eukaryota; Fungi; Ascomycota; Saccharomycetes; Saccharomycetales; Saccharomycetaceae. The record is from RefSeq and is a predicted model, not a curated record.